This is a messenger RNA of Populus euphratica (Euphrates poplar), 372 nucleotides long. RefSeq lists its product as uncharacterized. Bases 1 to 372 code for a protein of 123 amino acids. The transcript has a single exon. Lineage: Eukaryota; Viridiplantae; Streptophyta; Magnoliopsida; Malpighiales; Salicaceae. The record is from RefSeq and is a predicted model, not a curated record.
AUGGGUGAUUUAGACAUGAAGUCGUCCAAAAUCUCUUCCGACAGUAAUUCUAUGGUUGUUCCAAACAAUGGCACUGAACAAGGCCACGAGGAAGUCAUGUCUAAGGAGAGGAAUCUCAACAGAGAAGGAGGGUAUGGUUCUUUUGGUUCGAUGCUAGACUCUCUACCAACCCAGAGAAGAGGAUUGGCAACGUCCUAUGAUGGGAAAUGCAAGUCCUUCGCAGACCUGUCGGAAGCGAGAACAGUGAAAGAUUUGGAGAAAAAAGAGCACCCAUUUAACCAGAGGAGGGCAUUAUUGAAAGCAAGAAAGAUGUGUAAGAGGUCAAAGGCACAAAUUGCUUCAGCGGAAGUAGUGGGUAAGGGGAACCAGUAA